Molecule: messenger RNA, 1080 nt
Organism: Thermochaetoides thermophila DSM 1495
Lineage: Eukaryota; Fungi; Ascomycota; Sordariomycetes; Sordariales; Chaetomiaceae
Exons: 1
Coding region: 1-1080 (359 amino acids)
Source: RefSeq, a predicted model, not a curated record
AUGGCAAGUUUCGCAACACCCCUCCGCCAAUCCUCGCGGUCAGAAAUCCUCGAAUGGCGAUUUCCUAAACCCUUCAGCCACAUCACACUGACGGGCAGGUCUCGCGCCGCUUGGCAUACCUCCUUCGUGAUCCCCCAGCUCAACCUCUUGCUCGACGCCGGCCUAUGCGUCAACAACCUGCGUCCUAAGCACAUCUUUCUAACCCAUGGGCAUAGCGACCAUACAUUGCUUACUCCAGCAUUUGUUAAGCGGGAGGACCCUCCAGAUAUCUUUUGUCCUGCUGAGAUGAAGCAAGUAUUAGACAACUUUAUCAAUGCCAAUACGGUUCUUAAUCUCGGCGGGCUUUGGACACUAGGCGAUCUCGAGACAGAUCUUUCCUCGUCGGAUCUUGAGUCUACGAAUUCUUCUGAUUCCAGCGGUAGUGGAAAUGGUCCCGGAGAUGGUCUUCUCAGAACACACAUCACACACCCCCUAGUGCCCUCGCAAACCGUCACCCUCCGGCGACUGGUCGGCGGCUCGGGCAACUCUGCCAAACCUUCCUGGACAGCAACCGCCUUUGCAUGCGAUCAUACAGUUCCCUGCCUAGGCUAUGUCUUCCACCAAAUCACGUACAAACUCAAGCCCGAGUACCGAUCUCUCUCGCCAGCCGAGCUACGCACCCUGCGGCAGAGCAUAGGGUCAGAUAUUACACAGCCUGUGGCCACGCCCGUAUUUGCCUUCCUGGGGGACACGACAGCAUUGACGCUGGAUCAAAAUCCGGAGGUGCAGAAAUGGCUGGAGGAAGGACUCAAAGUAGUGAUCACAGAGUGCAGUUUCCUAAGGGAAGAGCAUCGCGCGCAAGCGGAAAAGACGAAGCACACUUUGUGGGCGGACCUGGAGCCGAUCAUCAGGCGGUGGCCUAAUACGACUUUCAUUCUGAUGCACUUUAGCUUGAGGUACACGGAUGAGGAGAUCAGGACAUUCUUUAAGGAGUUGGGGGAUAAAGUGCCGUCAAAUGUGGUGGUGUGGAUAGAUGGCGAAGGGGAUGAUGAGCCUGGGUUAAACGGAGGGUCGGGAGGGAGGAGUAAAGGGAAGAAGUGA